Molecule: messenger RNA, 1483 nt
Organism: Chrysoperla carnea
Lineage: Eukaryota; Metazoa; Arthropoda; Insecta; Neuroptera; Chrysopidae
Exons: 2
Coding region: 51-1370 (439 amino acids)
Source: RefSeq, a predicted model, not a curated record
UAAACGAAUUUUGAAAAAAAAAACUAUUAUAGUGCCAAAGUAAAAAAAGGAUGAAUCGUAAUGCAUUCCCAGUAAAUUUAACAAAAACAAUGUCGGACAGCGAAGAAGAUAGUUGUACCUCGGUGGACUGGACCGUAACAGAAGAAUGGUUAGAGACAAUAUUAAAAGCACAUCAUGAAGAACAAAUCAAAACGGAUAAAGAUGAUUUAGAAACGGAAUGUAAAGUGAAAAUAUUGGAAUUUGUUGUACGACCAGGAUGUGAUACUGGUGAAAGUGUUUUAAGUGAUAUAUUAAGUGUAUACGUUGAAUAUACAAUCAAUAAUACGAAAUCGGAACAUCAAUCUUUGAAUUUAAUCAUUAAAUUAUUACCGCAGGAUCCAUUUAGUCGAUUUUUUGUUACUGAAGCUCAAUUUGACUUACGAGAAAUUAAAUUUUAUACACAGGUUGUUCCUGAUUUAGAAAAAUUUCAAAAAACAAAUUUAAUCGCUGGCGAAGAUCCAAUUGAAUUUCCAAUACCAAAAUGUUACCACGCACAUUAUUCAGCUGGACGUAACGAACCCGAUCAAAGUCCAAUACCACCAGAAUCAGUAUUAGUUCUCGAAAACAUUAAACCGCAUGGAUUUUCAAGUGCAAAUUUUUCACGUGGUUUAACAUUACGACAAACAACGGCUGCAUUACAAUCGAUAGCAAAAUUACAUGCGCUAUCAUUAGCGUUAAAAGUAAAAGAACAAAAACCGUUAUCGGAACGUUAUUCGUUUUUAUUUCAAACAGCUCGGGCCACUGAUUCAUAUCAACAAUUAGUUGAACGAGGUCUUCCACAAUUAUCACGAUUCUUAGAACGUAGACCUGGUUUAGAAGAUGUUAUUAACGCGUUAACGAAAAUCCGUUCAAAUACAAAGGAUUUAAUCGAAAAUUUAUUAACACCAGAAGAACCUAUGGCACUGAUCACUCAUAUCGAUUUUUGGUGUAAUAAUUUAAUGUUUCGUGAGGAUACGAAGAAUGCCGAAUGUGCGAUUUUAGAUUGGCAAAUGGUGACGUACAGUCGACCAACUAAUGAUGUUGCGUUAUUGUUAAUUAGUUCCGUACCAUCCGAGUUACGACGACUACACACGGAAAACCUGUUAAAUACUUAUUGGGAAUCAUUAACAACGUGUACAAAGAAAUUGGGUUUAAAUAUCGAAAAGGAUUUAGGUUAUACAAUAAGUAAUUUAAAAAGUGAUUAUCAUCGAUCCCAAUUAUUAGCCUUAUUACUGUGUAUUGGAUCUGUAGAUGUGGCUCUAGGUGAUCCAUUAACCGAACAAAGACUUUUAGAUGUGUUACAAGAUUUAUAUGAAGAUGGUGUAUUAUCUAUUGAAACACGUCAAGAUUGAACACGUUUUUCUUUAACGUUAUUUCCGAAUUUUUUUUGCGCUUAUGUAAUGCUGCUUUUUUUGCGCGCGCUUCAUUUAGUGAAAAACCUGCUCAAAUUUUUUAUUUAAACAAA